This is a messenger RNA of Lecanosticta acicola, 1266 nucleotides long. The record is from the annotation of a GenBank genome assembly. NCBI's taxonomy places the organism in Eukaryota, Fungi, Ascomycota, Dothideomycetes, Mycosphaerellales, Mycosphaerellaceae.
AUGGAAGGUCAACCAGACAGCAUCGCUCGCGACUUCCACCAUGGCGACAGCACAGAUGACGCCCGCGACGUAACGAUCGAUGGGAAGCAUCAGUAUAUUGACGAGAAUGACCCAGAAGCUGCACUCCAGACGAUCAAGACCUCUGGGACCGGAAGCGUGACCAUCUCGUCGGAUCUGUUCGAAAGACUCUACCUGCAGCCAAAAGUCGCCGGACCACCGUUGAAACAUCCAUUGCAGAAGCUUUUCGGAAACCCAACGCCGUUGUAAGUGGCCCCAUUGCAAUUGUAUCGAGUAUUGCUGAUCUCUGUCCAGAGCUAUCAUAGGCUUCGAGAUGAGCCUCAUGCCAAUCACGAUGCAAUUGAUGGAAUGGAGAGGCUCAGGAGGACUUGGAGCCUCCGACAAGUGAGUCCAGGGCGUCCAGACCUUCUGUAAUGCAAGGCUAAUUCGGCUUCCACAGCGCACAAGUCAUCUUCUUCGGUGGUGUUUUGAUGUGGAUUGGCGGGUUCCUAGAAUUCUUGCUCGGCAACACAUUUCCCUUUCUGGUGUUCAUGAGUUUUGGUAUGUCAUGAAGAUCAAUGAGCUCGGUUGCCACACGCGCAUUCGAUGACUGACCUUGCAUCCAGGUAGCUUCUACUGCAGCUAUGGAACGACUUUGGUGUCAGCCUUCGACUCGUUCGCGCACUUCUCCCCCGAUCCCGAGAAUGAUCCUUUCGCAGGCCUCAAGUCGCCCGAGUUCAAUGCCAGCUACGGUAUGGAAACCUCUACUUGUUGCCCGCUGACACUGCAAAGCUGAUCCGCUGAAUUCCUCAUUUGAAGGUCUGUUCUGGGUCAGCUUCACCGUCUUGAUGUUCGUGUUCUUUGUGUGCACGUUCCGCACGAACAUCAUCUACGUCUUGCUGUUCGCCUGCAUCACGCCUGGAUGCGGUUGCAUUGCCGGCGCCUUCCUCAAUCUCGCGGCGGGCAAGUUAGAUCGCGCUCAUGACUGCCAAGUGGUAAGCCUCGUCCCGCUCAUGACACGUUGGCCGACUCCGAACAAUGCUAACAUGCUUGUUCUAGGCUGCUGGUGCUCUCCUCUUCGCCGCCACAUCGAUCGGAUGGUAUUUGUUUGCUGCCCUGAUAUUCCCGUCGGUGGACUUCCCUAUCCCCGUUCCGCUCGGGGACCUGCAGCAUCUCGUACCGGGCCUGUCUGAGCUUGCCACUGGCCAGAGGCAGAGACGUCCGUUGUUCAAGAGGAAGAGUUAUGGUGAAGCCGAGGACGCUGUCUGA